Messenger RNA from Spinacia oleracea (spinach), 943 nucleotides. RefSeq lists its product as uncharacterized. The transcript has 5 exons. Lineage: Eukaryota; Viridiplantae; Streptophyta; Magnoliopsida; Caryophyllales; Amaranthaceae. The record is from RefSeq and is a predicted model, not a curated record. Gene Ontology annotation, biological process: amino acid transport. Gene Ontology annotation, cellular component: plasma membrane. The coding region runs from base 1 to 750 and encodes 249 amino acids. Gene Ontology annotation, molecular function: L-lysine transmembrane transporter activity; protein binding; L-glutamate transmembrane transporter activity.
AUGGAGCAGAUAUUUCUCCCCUUCUCUUCUCGCUGCUCGCUUCACUCUCCAUAUCACUUGUCUCUGCGCUCUCUCUCGUCUCUAGUCCGCACAGCCGCCGCCGACGAUUGUCUAGUCUGCACAGCCGCCCCCAUCACCGCCAAUGCUCUUCUCUCUCUUCCUCAUUCUUCGUUGCUGAUCUUAUCCUUCCUCCUCUUUCUAUUUGAUGUCGGUGUUCCUUCGAGCUCUCCUCCUCCUGAUUUUCUUCUCUCUCUAUGCUGCUCUCAACGCCGGCACCCUGAAUUCCGCUGCUGCUUCCACUUCCCUUCCUCUGCCGCUAGCUUCUUCUCUCACAGCCUUGCGAUCGCAAAAGAAGGUGAACUCACAAUAGGCACCAUUGAUGAUAUUCAAAAGCUUCAUAUUCGAUUUAUUCCUCUGGGAGAACAUGCUCGGCGUAUCUGCCACCAGGAACAAGCAAUUGCUGAACUCAACCAAGUGAAGGCUGAAAGCAACCAUGAUAUGAAGAAAUCAUUAACUUGGUGGGAUCUUACUUGGUUCGGUAUUGGUGUUGUCAUUGGUGCUGGUAUCUUUGUACUUACUGGUCAAGAGGCUAAUCAAGAUGCUGGUCCUGUUGUUAUUUUAUAUUUUGCUGUUUCCGGUGUCUCUGCUAUGCUCUCUGUUUUAUGUUACACCGAGUUUGCUGUUGAGAUCCCUGUUGCAGGUUUUCAAAACUCCAAGGGAGGGGCCCUUUACCAAAAAGGAGUUGGAUGAAGUUCGAGACAAGUGGGCUACUUACUUCAACGAUUGUGAACUACCCUCAGUGUAAUAAAUGGAGAAGGCUUGUAGUUAUUCGUGACUCUUAUAUUAUUUUGUUAUUUAUCGAUUUAAUUAAUUACAUUUGAAUUAAUUUGGUAAUAUUAUUGGACAUUUGAAAUUUAUAUCAUUUUUGAGAAUGUCAAGCUGA